UAUUAACCAGCCAUCUUCCAAGUCGAUUGUUAAGGACAUAAUUCAGAGCUGCCUGGGAAUCUACUGCAACAUGAAAAUCGCUGAAGCCUGCAUCCAAGGACCAAUUUGUAGCAAAGAGCAAAGACUUGAUUUUCGCAUCCAAGGCAGAGUCAGCUUGUAGCGCGAAGGACAUAGCAAACACCAAAGCUCCAUCAUGAUUUCUCAUAAUCGCUCCUCCAUAAGAUCCCUAAGGGUGUCACUAGCCAACAGGUGCAAUGGAAUGGCAGUGAGGACAUGCUUAAUCAAUAUCAGUCUGCCUGCUUGAGUUAAGUUCUUAUGUUUCCAAGGUGUCAGUUUAGCCUCAAAUUUAUUAAUGAGAUCCAGACAGUAGGAAUAUCUGUUAAUGCCUUUAUGAAGGUUGACCCCAAGAUAUUUUAUAGGCAAUUCAGUCUUCUGCAUGCCCAGAAAAUUCUGAAUAACAGUACCUCUACCCCCAACAUGUUUGCCACAAAUGUAAGAACUUUUAUCAAGGUUUACAGACUGACCAGAGGCCAUUUGAUAAUCCUGAAUGAAUUUCAUGAAAUUCUUUAAGGAUCUUGCACCACCAUUAAUAAAAACCAGUAAGUCAUCUGCAUAAUCUAAGUGGGAUACAGGAUGACCUAUAUUUCCCAUCCAGAAUGGUUGAAUAAUCCUACUUCAACCAAAAAAAUUAAUCCCCUAGAAAAAGCCUAUAAAGCUAAUAUGAAAAGGAAGGGGGAUAAAGGGUCACCCCGUUUAACACCCCUUUUAGGCUUAAAAUAACCAUGAGGGCACCAUUAACUAGGAUUGACAAAUUAGUGGAAUGCAGAUUAUUCAUAAUAAGAUGAGUAAAACUUUGAGAGAACCCAAAUUGCAGCAUUAUAUCUUUAAGAAAUUUCCAAGAUAAUUUGUCAAAAGUCUUAGCCAUAUCAAGCUUGAUCAUAAUAUUAGAACCCCUCACAUUUUUAUCAAUAACAUGCACCAUUGCCUCACCAAUUAAAACUUGAUCUGCUAUGUACCUCCCCUCCAUAAAUCCAGCUUGCUCAGGUGAUAUUAACCUAGGCGGGAUUGUAGAUAACCUAGUGGUCAAAACCUUUGUACAAAUUUUGCUACUAAAAUUUGAUAAACAUAUGGGCCUAAAAUCUACAAAAGUAAUAGGGAGAUCCUUCUUGGGGAUGAGAACCACCAGGCUGAUUGACAACCCUGAGGGAUAGACAACCCCAUGAAGAAUUCUUGUACUGCGAGGACUACAUCUUUUCCAACUAUAUUCCAACACUUUUUAAAAAAUUUACCAUCGAAGCCAUCCGGGCCUCGAGCCCCAUUUUGGUUCAGACCCCAAACGACAUCUUUAACUUCACUCAUGUUAGGAAGUUGCAUCAACAUUUGGUUAUCUGCAUCAUUGACUAACUUUGGAAUGUAUUGCAGGAUGGACUCAGAAUCAACAUUGUUAUCAACUGAGUACAGACUAGAGAAAAAAUCAAUAGCUGUUUUCCAAUUUCUGUCAACCAGCCCUGAAAACCACUUUUAACCACCUUCAAAUGAUGUUCUGAGAAAGCAAGUUGUGGACUGAGUAGGUACCUCAGGUACUGUUGCCUCAGGGCAGAUCACUGUUGACUCUAGUCAAAUCAACAACACAUAAUUACAGCAGGAUGUGCAUAAAGAAAACCAAACACCAGUAAUUGCAGAACAACAAAAUUCCCCUGAAACCAUGCCAGAAAACAAUGCAGUUGAUACUUAGGGAUUCACAGUAGUUACCAACAGAAAAAAUAAAAAGAAAGACAUGUCUGGCCAUGGAACCACCUUCAUGGAACCUCAUACAUGGAACCACUUUUAAGCACCUUCAAAACCACUUUGCAGAAAGUUCUGGCCAUGUCUCCUUCCAUUUCUGCAGGUCAAACUGAGAUCUAGAUUGUUUACCAUCUGAGGCACAAUCUUUUUCGCGCAGGUCUUCAUCAAAGUCUAAUUGCUUUUGUAAAUCCUUAAAUGCAAAUCAUCCUUGUAGGCUUUGUUAUGUGUACCAGGGGUUGCAGGCUGAAGCAACUGAUCAAUCUCUUGCUGAUUAAAAGUUUGAGGUGGUUCAGACAGUAUAGGUUGAUCCUCAAUAUCCGGAAAUAUCUCCUCUCUGUCAGAUUCUUCAACAUUAUUUAUAAUCAAUUGUGUAGACGUAGAUGGCACAUCAUGAACUUGUGUGGGUUGUGUUGUAAACUGGACUUUCUUCAACUUUUGC
Messenger RNA from Cuscuta epithymum, 2224 nucleotides. Lineage: Eukaryota; Viridiplantae; Streptophyta; Magnoliopsida; Solanales; Convolvulaceae. The record is from the annotation of a GenBank genome assembly.